UCAAGCGUCAGUUUCUGCGUUAGCUGUAGUGUGUGCUAAUAGACUCGUGUGCGAAGUUAUGAAAAAACACUGUAUUUAUUGUGAUUAAAUAUUUGGUGAGUGAUCAGAUAAAGCGAUGGAAACUGUGACGGAUGAAGACGCAUCUAAACGAUCUAAUACAGAGCUACGCAAACUGAAAUUGGCAGAAUACCUUGCGGCCAAAGGCAGACUGAAAGCACCUAAUCCAAAACCAUAUCUCAAGGAGAAGCCUGUUACAAAGAAACGUCCUGAAAAUAACCAGAAGUCCAAAACUACAGCUGAAGGAAAGGAGAAUUGUGGCGUCAGUGGCACAAAUAUAAAAGAAGUUGAUAAGAGGAUGAUAAAAACACAUCCUCAAAAAAAAGGACUUGGUAUGAGUUCGCUAGCCAAAGCCCAAACACAGCUGUCCAGUGAUUCCCGUAAUGCUAGCCGGGAAGGCCUUCGUGUUUUGAGGACACAGAGCAACAAAACAGCUUCUCUUCAAAAUCCAAGGAAACUCCACAAUGCUGAGAAAACAGCUGUGCUGUUCAAGAGGUCUCGUUCACAACGCCUUCGAAGUGUCCAGCCCAAAGCUCAGCCAGCUUCCCAGUCCCAUGCUGCAGAUACAAGCAAAUCCAGUCUUGUUUCCAUCUGUAACCCUUCACAGUCUGCACGUGGCAUCUCUGCCCUCAGAAGCACGGAUCACAGCUGCACCAAGACGGACAUUCAGUCAACGUUAAAGAAAUUACCUGAAACGAGCGUCAAAUCAACCUCAGCUGCCAAUUUGACAAGUCAAAGUCAAGUCAAGCGUAAGCUUCAGGACUGGAGGGACUCGAGGGGCAUCACAUAUACGCCCCCCAUGCCCAUUCGUCUGGUGAGGAGGAAGACUGUUUCUGCUCUUCCUCAGCCGUUCUGGACUUCUAUGGAGAAUGAAGAUGAGGUUCAUGACUUUGUCUUUGCUGUGGACCGAUCGCUGGAUGACUGCAUUCAAUUAUUACAGCAGGGUUUCCCAGCGGAGCGGGUCAGAGAUGUGCUGUCUCGGGUGCCAGUGGCACAGAAGUUUGCUAAAUACUGGAUCUGCCAGGCCAGACUAAUGGAAAGAGCGGGAAACCUGGAGGUGCUGCCCAUGUUUCAGGAGGCCAUCCGUGUGGUGAGAGAGCCAGUGGAUGAGCUACGAUCUGUGGUUUUUGAGAUCCUUAAAAAGAGACAGAUUCAAGGUAAAGGCAUUCAAUAUUUUCGUCAUCCAAGUGAAGCAGAAGAGACUGGAGCGUGUGAUGAAGAGCACACCCCAAAACCCUUCAGUGCCCUCAUAUCUGGAGCGAGGGGAGACUCGUCUGUCGUCAAGUAUAAAAUCACAGCGACCCCAGGGGGCAAAAGGAGUCAGCGAGGAGCAGAAGCAGGGCAAGUGGACGGUCAUGAGAUCCGCUUCUUCACCCCGGUGCGCCGCUCGGUGCGGAUCGAGAGAAGCGCUCGGCGUUAUCCCACAGCUUUGCAGGAGCACGAGCCCUGUGUGACCUCUCUCUGUGAGCGUCAGGAAGAGGUCAAAGGUCAGAGCUCUCCGGUGUAUGUGUACCAUGAGAACGAAGCGCUGACCGACCGCGUUCACAUUACAAUUGUUUAUCCAGAGGAGGAAGAAACGUGAUGGUGUUUAUCAGCACGCUCU
This is a messenger RNA of Sinocyclocheilus grahami, 1660 nucleotides long. Its product is annotated as cytoskeleton-associated protein 2-like. NCBI's taxonomy places the organism in Eukaryota, Metazoa, Chordata, Actinopteri, Cypriniformes, Cyprinidae. Gene Ontology annotation, cellular component: mitotic spindle; cytosol; centrosome. The record is from RefSeq and is a predicted model, not a curated record.